AGGGUUCGUCCGAAGUAUUGGAACUAGCCGAGCCAUAACUGUUGCUCUGAAGGAAGUAGCUCGAGAGCAGAUUACGGUUUUUCGUGAUGGCUCUUGCAUUUUGGGUGACGGGAGCGCUGUAUCUGCUUACCGUAGCGACGCGAGCUCGAGCUGCUACAGAGUGCUCCUCACUGAGCAACACAACAUGUGAACGCUGCCUGAAAAAUGUCACGUGUCUUUGGUGUAACACCGACAGUAAAUGCGUUGACUAUCCAGUCAAAAACAUACUGCCUCCGUCCUCUCUGUGCAAGCUGAGUGAUGCCCGUUGGGGAGUUUGCUGGGUGAAUUUUGAAGCUCUCAUCAUCACAAUGUCUGUGGUUGGAGGAGCUAUUAUCCUCUCAGUGGUCGUCUGCUGUUGCUGUUGUUGCAGGAAAAAGAAGAGUAGGAGCAGUGCCGUGGACAAUGAAAAGGCAACAAGAGAAAAUGAAGAGAGACGGGCACGCCAGGAAGAAAGAAGGGCACAAAUGAAGACAAGACAUGACGAAAUAAGGAAAAAAUAUGGUUUGUUUAAAGAAGAAAACCCUUAUACCAAGUUUGACAGCUAAAUCAUUGGAAAUAUGUACUGGUUCUUUUAAUAAGAGAUGAACGUUUCAGCCCUGCAGUGAAGCAAGCAAAAUACAUUCAACUUUUCAGUAGACAUCCACAGGACACUCUUCUUCAAGCUGGCCCAAAGACAACUAUCCAACAGUGCAUGUGCAUAGGAACUCAUAACACGGGCACAAGUGGCCUUUUCAUUAGUGCAGAUACUUCUACAAAUGAAUGAGCCACCUGUACCCUUGUGUUUAACCCUGCACUGCAGAAAUGGGCCAGCACACUAGCUUUGUGCUUUAACCACCCUAAUUAAGGCCUCUGCAGUACUUACUCCAUUGUCUUCCCCGGAUAAUUCACUACAUCGAUACAAACAAAAUGAGCAAAUAGACAAAUUUACUUUUGUUGCUAACUUUCAUUGGAGGGAAAUGCAGAGCUUGAUUCCAUCAAGUGAUACAACAAAAAUAAGAGAUGUAGAGCUAUCACAACCUUUAAUUACCAAGUACAGUGAGAAACUGAGUACUCUUUAGAAAACACUGGUUUAGAAUGCAUACAAAAAAGUAUGUGGAUACUGUUAAAAUGUUUAGAAUUGAUACAUUUUAUGCCAACAUAAAACAGCAGACAGCUGUUUCUGGACACACAGUGCAAAAUCCACUUUUAAGGUAGCAAAGGAAUUCAAAAUCUGUUAACCCUAGUUACUAGUAACAAGCCACCUAAACAUGUUCCUCAAAAAACCAAAAUAUCUAAAAAAGCAUUGUCCACACAAGAUUAUCCACGUAGCAGAGCCUGUUCAGGAAUCAUGAAUUUAGUAAGAUGUUGACUAGUCAGCUUGAGAUAGCCUAACUGCUUUUAAAAUGUUACUCUUGUUUCCUCCAUAGUUAAGACAGGAUGUGAGAGCUACGCUGGAGAUAAUUUAGAAAGCUUUACUAUCACUUAAUGUGUUCAGCAAUGAAAAAGUGCCUUGACAUUGUGUAUAGGUGUAAAAUACAUCCACUUUCUAGUUGGCCAAUACAUGCAUAGGUCUGCCCAUCAAUAAGAAAA
This is a messenger RNA of Spea bombifrons (plains spadefoot toad), 1608 nucleotides long. RefSeq names its product PTTG1 interacting protein (gene PTTG1IP). Lineage: Eukaryota; Metazoa; Chordata; Amphibia; Anura; Pelobatidae. The coding region runs from base 87 to 584 and encodes 165 amino acids. Gene Ontology annotation, biological process: protein import into nucleus. The transcript is spliced from 7 exons. The record is from RefSeq and is a predicted model, not a curated record. Gene Ontology annotation, cellular component: nucleus; cytoplasm.